GAGUCAUCUGUGAGUAGACCAAGCACCAUGAUGAGCAUGGACGUAGCCUCGAUGUCUUCAAACAUGGAGUCGCUGAGACUCAUGGAUGAUUGCAAAGUAAAUUCUCAGAGAAUACAAGAGAUGAUUUUUGACAUGAAGAGGGAGCAAGAACAAAGUUUACAGUAUUUUUCUUCCCUGGACAGCUCCAAAUAAAGGGAUUGUUUGAAGACAGUUGUCAGGAAUAAAUGGCACCUCUCGUUGUAUGAACAAGUUUUUGUUGGGGUAGAUGCUCGUCCAAAACAACUGCUGGGACUGCGUAAUCAGGUUAGUCAAAAGGUUGAAACUGACCAAUUUUCAGGGUGAAAUUUGACCCUUUAUAAAGUGAAAGUAACCUCAGUUUCCUGGUACUGUUGGUCUUCCAUCUUCCUCGCCUUAAUGCUGUUGUUGUUGAAUAAGAUUUUUUUUUUAAAGCCAUUCAUUGUGUAUCUGACUCUGUUUUUGAAAGAAAUGGGGAUUCCAGCUCUUCAGGUUUCCCGGAAAUGUGUUCUUUAUGUAUGUAAAAACUUUGUUUCCUGUAAAAAACACAUGAUAGAUAAGGAAAAAAUCUUAUGCACUGUUACCUCGAAAAGACAAAAUGGAUUUAUUCUUCAGAAACCAAACUGGAUAUGGUCAAACUGGCAUGGACUUGAAAAAAAAUGAUUAGAAAUGCCUUUGCCAUAGUUUCUAAGGUUUUCCAAAAUCAGACAAGUGUCAACUCCAUUUUCAAGAACCUUGUCACCGUAGCGUGUUUAGUCCUGACUUACUUUGGGGGAGGUCAUGGUUUGAAUUUUCCUCUUCCCACUGAAUUUUCCUUCCCCUUUCCUGAAGAUUUGCUCCCAGCCUGGUACUCUGAUAGGGAGACAAGUGCCCUGACUUUGCAAUUUCCUAUUUUGAUUAUUUGUAUAUUUUGUUUAAAAGAAGAAUAUGAUUGAUAUAAAUGUAAGAAAUAUCAGUGAAGUUGGUGAAUACUUUAUUAUUAUGCACAGUUUGACUAUGAGGGACAUGUUUUAUGUUUCUCUGUAGUAUCUAGUCGUAUUGUUUUUUUGUUUGUUUUGAUAAUUGAUUUCUAUAUACAGACUAUUCAUGAGAGUCCCAAGAGUGUUUUUGUGAUUUUUGAAAAUGUAAAAUUUAAUUGUCCAUAUGGGAAGUGUGCUGAACAUUGCCAAAUACAACUUUAAUUUUGGCAGCUGUAGGAAUACAUUAAUUAACACCGAAAAAAAUGUUUUGUUUGGCCAAUUGUUCAUUGACCUGUUAGUGACAUUGUUUCUGUGUAAGUUUCUAAAUAUUUGUGGGAGAUGUACCUCUAUCAAGAAAUUCCUCUGGUGGUAUGGACUGGGACUGCCUGUUUUAUGACCUUUCUCAUUAUUGUUGACAAAAGUGUGAUAUUUUCAUUAACUGUAACUUAUACGUAAGUGUUAUUUAAUCAUUGUGAGAAACUGUCAUGUAAGUCGCUACGUUCUUUUUUCUCUUUUGUUUUGUGAAACAUUGAUUUUCUUUGUCCUGACUCUUUGUGGAUCAGCAUCUAGUUCCUUCCUUCUCAAUGCCCAUUGUAUUUUGCACACAUUAAACUGUACAAUUUCUGUUGCUUGUAAAUUUGCUUACUGUUUUUACAAAUUAAAAUAGUCAUGUAAAUUUCUGUUUAAGUGGGUUCCGCUGUAUAUCAGCCAAUCUGGUUUUAAAACUGAUGUUGCACCAUUUCUAGUUCCUCACUAUUCCAGUACGAAAGAAAAAGUACUUAGGUGGAGAAUGUGCAGCUGGUGAUGUGUAUAAAUGAUUGUAACGAUGUCAUGUUUGUGUCGUAAAAUGUAGUUUGUUGUCAAGUAAAAUGCUAAGCAUAACUGAGUCCAUGUUUACACACGACGUGUUGAGACAGAUGUCAUUUUGUGAGCUAGCCAAGAGACAUAGGCUGCUUUAGCUACUCUAAAAUUCUUUCAUUGUCCGGUGGUUUUUUUUAUUACCAUUACAACUGGAACAACGUAUACAGUAGGGUACUGUACGUAUUUACAAAAAUGGGAGAUUCGUAUUGGUCUUUUGGCUGAUUUGUAUUUGCACUUUUGUUCAACAAAAGGUGCGUUUGUACAAUUGUAAGCUGUGUAUAUUUUUUUAUAUAAGAUAAGUUGGCAGAAAUGAAUAUUACUGAUAUUUGAGUAAAGUUUCUUUGAGUGCAGACAUUUUUAAGACUUGUUUCAUUUGAUGCUUGGUAUGAAUUCAGAUUUUUGGCAGACUUUAUGAACAAUACCAUUGACGUCUUGGCUCAAUCAAUAAUUCAUUCUAAUAACAGAUGACAGCAGAUUAUUACUUGUAAGUUUUUAUUUCUUUGCCACUAUCAUCAUUUCUGUCUUCUUUUGACCAUUAUUGUGUAAAUGAGGAUUUCUUUAUAUCAAGCUCUUGUCACACAAAUUUCUGUGUUAUAAUCUUGAAACUAGAAGGAAUUGGGUAGAGCUAACAGAAUCUGGCUUUUUGGUUUUACUAGUACAUCAACCCGUUCAUAGAACGAGGCAAGACAAUAUUAGCGAUAGAAACAGCAUUAAGAGAAGGCAGCAUGAAGAUGACAGUAUACAACACUGAUAACUCACGUGGCAAAUUAAUCCAAAAAUGCGGCCAUCAUUCUGGGGACUGUUAUACUAUGGUCCUGUACGCAAUGUUGCUUGUAAAGAAUUACGACUUCGAGACUUUGCGACACAUUGGGCUUGCGGCUGUUCCAUUUGUACCAUUUCCUCCACAGUCGGUACGAUCAAAAAACAUUUUUUUAAAAUGCAUUAAUUGUUAGACUACCAAAGUAUUAAAAGGCCCUACUUGGUGCUAUUAUGGACGACUUGUGUAAAUUUCCAUACUUUCUGUGUUGUAGUAACUUCUGUAGCUUUGGCAGACCUCCGAAAACCUUAUAGUUUUUUAUAAUAGAUUGCAGGAGAGUGGUAUACUUGCUCUCUUUGAGAGUGAACAGAUAUGGAGAAAUAUGUGUACAUUGUGAGAUGAUAAUAAUGUUCCUUUUUCUCUUUGAUUUCAAGGCUCAUGUUAGUAUUACUCUUAACAUAAUACUUAUGGUUUUUGUCAUGGUAACUAGGCCAAGACUUGUAGAAUAAUAUUCUUUCAAACCUGAUAGCAAAGCUAGAAGAGUAUUUAGAUGUCACUUGACAAUCAGCAGCAUAGCCAGUGUAUUGAAUUUAAGCUGCUUUUUAAUGUGAACAUAUGUGAGCUGAUCUGAGGAAAUCAGGAACUUGUCAGCACUGGGCCAUUUGGACUUUUUGUGCUUUUUUGCAGUUCUGUCCUUCUUCAACUAUCUAGAAGCUGGGAUACUGCAUUUUGAAGUCACAAAAUGUGAAAAAGUAAAAAUUGAGAAAAAAGCAUUCUUAAACAAUUUUUUUUGGUGACACAUAGGCAAAAAAUAAAUUGAAGGAAAAAUAUGUUUAAGCAGUUUUUACGAGGAACAGCUCUUGAAUUAUAUCUUAAAUAUUCUUAAAUGGCCGGAGAAUCCCCUGAUUUGCAUAACUCAGCAUAGACCAGAAUUGACCUUGCUGACUAUUUUUGCAAAUAUUUUGCCUCGAGGUUUAGUGACAAAUUCCUGAUAUCUUCAGACUGGCCAACGUAUAUGUUAUACCAUGGUAUGUCCCUUUAUUUUUUAUAACUAUUAGAAACAUGGGGAAAGAAUUGUUUUAUUUAAGUAAGUGUAUGGGUUUAAUGACCCUAUUAAUUUUUUGUUUAAGAGACCGGACCUCUGAAUUUGAUGUCCACCUCUGAUUGGACUCUAAAAAAUGACCCGAGUCCAAGAACACCCAAGUCUAGGAUUUGAACCAGGGCCAUCCACACUACUGUAGUCCGGCUUGAUACCAACAGAGCUAACAGAGCCCCCGGAUUUGUUUUUCUGUGUUCCUAAAUAUAAGUUUUUGACUAAACAUAACGUGACUGAGCUUUUAAAAUGUUUUGAUGUAUUUUCAAAUUUUUCCUUGUGGAUAGUUAUCAUGUUUUACCUUUUCUCCUUCAUUUGUUUUAAUGUAUUAAUAUGUUUUCAUCUUUUAUUGAUUUUAAAAAUAAUUUUUGUUUGAAAAUUAGCUAGAAUAUAAUUUAUGCUCUUCAAAACAAAUUCCCAAAACAAUGAAAAGGAAACUUUCCCAUGAAGGACAAAAAAAUUGUGAUUGUGGAUAUAGCUGGAUAUGGUAACUGUUUUGGAUUGAUUGCUAUUGAUUAUGAAAUAUAAAGGAAAAAAAUUGUUGUUACUGUCUUGUGAUUAAAGUCUGAGAGGGCAUCAUCUUUUAUUAACCU
Messenger RNA from Aplysia californica (California sea hare), 4278 nucleotides. Its product is annotated as inhibitor of nuclear factor kappa-B kinase subunit alpha. Gene Ontology annotation, biological process: peptidyl-serine phosphorylation; tumor necrosis factor-mediated signaling pathway; positive regulation of transcription by RNA polymerase II. Gene Ontology annotation, cellular component: cytoplasm; IkappaB kinase complex. Gene Ontology annotation, molecular function: ATP binding; IkappaB kinase activity. Lineage: Eukaryota; Metazoa; Mollusca; Gastropoda; Aplysiida; Aplysiidae. The record is from RefSeq and is a predicted model, not a curated record.